Cladocopium goreaui is the source of this 3252-nucleotide messenger RNA. Lineage: Eukaryota; Dinophyceae; Suessiales; Symbiodiniaceae. The record is from the annotation of a GenBank genome assembly.
AUGUCCAGAGAAAUCUCUCCGCUGCAAGAGGAGGACCAUUCCACCGCUGUGCCUUUACCUUUUGAGCCCACGGCUGCGGAGUGCUAUACCUUUAGCGAUGAAGAGGACGAGGAGGAUGAUGCCAUCUCUGACGUGGAAACUACAGACUUCACAGGCGAUGCGCGGAAAAUCCGCGAGCGCUUGUCUGUAAUGUUUGAGCACAACGACCUCAUCAACAACCGCAUGGCAGUCCUUACCAAGGCCAUCCGUGAGGGGCCGCUCCAGCCCAGCCAGCCCAGCCAGCCCAGCCAGCCCAGCCAGCCCAGCCAGCCCAGUGUGCGGCGAGUGCGCACCUCCACUGACGCUGCAGAGCGGGGCGUGGGCAAUGCGGACCCGACACAGCGGCGGGCGUCGCUUCCGAGGGAAUGGCAGGUUGAAAGCACGGCGACGCAAGGGCCAUCGCAAGGGUGGGAGGAACGCCUACAGCAAUUGACAGAGGAAAAUGCCGCGCUGCGUGCGCGAGUAGAAACUAUGGAGCAAACCUGUGCGCUGAACGACGAAGACCGCGACCGCAAUGUGCUGCGUGAAGGAGGUGCGGAGGCGGCGCGGGACUUCAUCCAAGCCAUGCCUGGCAGCACCCCCACGCGGAAGUCGGUGAAAAUGGAUGCCCAGGAAGCCCGCAGUGUGGCGAAGGGAUACCUGCAGGAGACCAGUCCCAGUGGCAACGACCCAGCAGGCGGAAGCGAGCUGUGGAACCGCGCCAGGUCCGCCCUCGCCGCUUCCAGCGGCACCGGAGCUGGUGCCGAGGACCGGCGCAACUGGCGCAGAGAGCUGCGCUUGGAGCGUGCUCAGAGAAAGCGGCUGGAACGCGAAAUGGCCACCCUCCGAAGCGAGUUGGCCAAGUGUGAAAGUAUUGUUGAGCAGCUGGUGGAGGAAAUCGAGGAACAGACCCGCAGCAAAGGUGGGUCUGCCUCAUCCUCAUUGCUGGAGGGCAAAAGCCACAUCGCAGGGAAGCAGAAGGGUCGCGAUCGCGUCGAGGGCUCGCCAGGCGAUUCGAGUGUUGACUAUGUCGAUGACUUGAAGGGAGCACUCAGUGGUUUCUUUUCAGCCAUUGGCACUCGCGUGACCCUGGCGGUGGCGCCCAGUCAGGAGACGGCGGACAGACCAGUGUCCGGCAGCGCUUCGGUCGGGUUUCUGUCGUGCGACCGCCCACGAGAGGAAGUGGAUGGAAAAUCGGCCAGGGCCAGUGGGUUGACUCCCAGCGUCCCGGAGCGUCCCGGAGCGUCCGCCAUGAAUUGGGAGAACCUCUUCGAGGCGACCAAUGCUGUGGACAAGCCAGUGCCGGGUUGGCUCUUCAAGGAGAUUUGUACAGAUGUGGAGCAGUAUCCAGAACAUGUUCCUGAUGUCGCGGAGCACUGCAUGAGGUCGGUCCUCAGCCACCAAUGGAUGGUCUCGCUGAAGGGCUGCUUGGUGGUGCGGCAUUUGGCGGAAGAGGUCUUCGACUUUCGCGCCUACAUGAUCCGCUGUGACGAGGCCUUGGAACACUUGGCGCGCUUGGCAAGGCCGCCGCUGUUGCCACAGGCGCAAAGCUUGGAGAGGGAAGAGGAUAAGAUCUACAGAAUCGCGGCGGACCGAGCGUUGAGGGCUGUGGUAUCUUCCACGGAAAGCUUUUUGGAGAAGGAGAGCGUUCGUGCUCGCUGCGAAGGUUUUGGGAACUACAUGCCGCCCAUAGAGGCCGAAGAGGUUCCCACUGGAGUGGCAGGCCUGGUGAACGAGAUGGUUGGCUUUGUGGGCGAUGCGGUGGCCGACACCGUGGACGACUUCAGGGAGAAAGGUGCUGUGGGCGCCGUGCGCGAUGGGAUCGCUGAUGCUGCUGACUUGAUCUUUGACUCGGUCAACUCUGUGUGGGGACUGCUGGGUGGCAGUGCGGGCCUUGCGCCUUGCAUGGAGUUCCAGCGAGCCAAGAUCGAAGGCGAGUGCUUUGCAGACUUCUGGGCCUUCGCCAGCUCCAUCCCGCGUUGCGCCUCGGUGGCGGCUCGGGAGUCGCAGCGCUUGCGUGGCACGUGGAUCACCAGGCAGCUGGCCGUGCAGAAGGUGCACGGAUACAGCUUGUCCUCUGUGCGGCUUUUGUGUGUGGUUGCCAGCAGUGAUGAUGAGCGGCAAAGGCUGGCAAACUUCUUCGCGCGGGACCAGCGCAAUUUGCGGUCGCGCUUUCGGCGCAUGGCGGAUCCAUUGGAUGAGGAGCAGCGGGUGCUGCUGAAGAUUCCCUACGAUUCGAGCUUGGAUGGUUGGGUGGAAAAGGAGUAUCAGACCUUAUUGGAACUGGAAGGAGUGCCAGGCAUCCCGAGGCUUUACGGUCAGCCCUUCUUCUUCGAAAAUUUGGGCGUUCGAGCCCUGGCGAUGCACUUCCACAGUGCUCCCAGCCUUCAAGAGCGCUCAGGCACUCCUGUGGAUGUGUACCGCAUGGCCUGCUUCUAUUUGAACGUCUUGGAUCAGGUGCACCAACGAGGAUGGAUCCAUGGCGAUCUGCAGCCCAAAGACUUGCUCUUCCAUGAUCCGGAAGGCCCCACGGUUACGUUCCGGCAGACCGAGGAUGAGGAGGCCUCAGUCAGUGGCAUGAUCUGUGGCUGGUCGCGCGCCUCCCGAAGUGCUGGGGAAUCCAGGGCGCACUGGGAGCAGCGCUUGCUCGAGUUCCGCAGCUUGCAGCGUCGUGCCAUCGUUCCCAGGGAGCUGACCAGCCUGCGACCGCCAUCGGUCUUCUCCGCGCCAGAACAGUAUAUCGCACUGUACACCGGCGAGGACCUGGAGACCGAGGCCACGGACCUCUACCGCCUGGGCGGCUGCGUGUGUUCCGCCCUGGCGCUGCCGCGCUGCGCGGACUGCGCUGAGGCCGUGGAACAGCUGCGGCGGCUGUGCCACCAGAGCCUGCUGGGGCAAGAAGCGCAGGACUGGGAACUGGAGCUCUUCUGCUCCGCUUUCGAUGUCGCGCGUCGCGGGGUGUUCCAUGUGAAUCUGUCGGAGGGCGCCCAGGGCUUGGCCCAGUGGCUCCGCCGCCUGCUCCGGCGCGACGCUUGCGACGGCGCGGCCGAAGGCGAUGGUGCCUUCGGCGCAGCGGCGGAGGCGCUGGAGGCGUUGCGCCAGGCCUGGGCGGUGGCCGAGCCAGCGCUCAUCGCAGCACAGUGGCGGAACGAGACGCCCGAGGUGGAGCGGCCACCAGCGCCGUCGCUGGUCCUGGAAGAGCCCGAACUUCUGGCUGGCAUGAGCAUUGUUUGA